UCGGGUUGUGGAGGUUGGAGUGUUAGAAAAGUGUGUACUAAAGUGGCCAUUUUCAUUUGCAAAGAUGGGGUCCAGUUAUCGCUUUUUGUCCAUUGCUUUGGGGUUGCUAUUCUGUGCAUCUGGUGUCGUGAAGGUUGUACCUCUUGAGCCAGCCUACAGCAUGCAGAAAUCUGAAUUCAACCGGUUCGUUCAAGUGUUCCCAUUUCAAUCUUUCACCGGGUACAAGCCGACAGCUGACCUAUUCCGUACCGUCGUCGGUGUCCUGGAGCUGUCCUUUGGCUUACUGCUGGCCUGCGGGACCUACGAGUGGCAUUGCUACAGCUCCUACGCCCUGCUUGGGAUCAUGGUAGGUGCCGUCUACACUCUCCUGGCGCUCUCCGAUCCGGUGCAGAACGUUCUCAUUCCAGCGGUCUUUGGCGGACUCUUGUUCUAUCUGAUCACUCGUCAAGGUCGUUACAACUCGUAACUGCAGUUUCAAGCCGAGACGAAGAGAGAGGGAUGAGUCGGAUUUGGUGUUUCGUCGUCUCUUGGGAGGAGGCCAUUUUUCAUGAUGGUGGAGGAUACCUUCAUUUGGAUGGAAACGUUCUCAACAGGAACAACGAUCACAAAGUCCGCAGCAGAGCUGUGCCCAUUUUGGAUAUAAAGGGCAUUACUAACACAUAAAAGGAGCUAAUCAGGGAACUAUUUGUUAUGUUCUAUUGAUAAUAUAACCAUCAAUUUUAUUAAUUGUAACCAAAGUGUUUACCAUUUAAUUUUAUUUUUAUGAUGAAGGAUCUAUCGGGUUGGCUCAGUGGUUUCUUGUCUCAACUUCGUGGACCCCCCCCCCCUGUUCAAAUCCCAGACUGGAGCCUUGAAUACAAUUAUAAUUUCAGUCCCUGCCUGAUUGCGGUGGGUUUUCCUCCCACAUCUUAAACUGAUAUUUCUUCAUCGUCUUUUUUGCACAGGUAUCUUCAGGCUGACAGGUCACAGAGCUUUUGUCGAGAAAUAUAUUCUUUGAAUCAGUGCAAAAGCGUCAAACCUCAAUUUUGCAUCUUGCAUGAAAAUGCUCUGUGCAAAAAUACUUUUUCCGUGUUUCAUCUGGGCUAAUUUAAUUGUGAUAUGACAUCUCAACAUUGCAAAUUGGCCCAUAUGUAAGCGCUAUUUAAGAAGAUCUGCUGAUACAACAUUUUUGUAUUGACUUGGCGCUAUAAUGAUCCAUUCUUUGUAUGGAUCAUUUUGGCUCUGGGUUUUGUUUUUUUAAGCGCUUCCGAUUGUAACAAUAUGCAAGAAUUUAAUAUAAAAGCUUUUUAGUGGGCUUCUGAGAUAUCUUUGGGUAGAUCACAAAGGAUGUGAAUAUGUCCAUAAAUAUACGGGUACCUAAUUGUUAUCAAUAUUAAUAUCCUACAUUCAGAUUUGUGUUUUGUUGGAAGGUUUGUCAUUUCGGGGCCAAAUUUCAAGGCUUUGGUUACCGCUGAAUUCUGCACAUACGAUCUUGAUUCUGCGCUUGCCUUGUAAGCUUAGAAUGCCUAGUAACGUGGAGUACGCACGCGCAGAAACCAAAGUUUGCCGCAAACCUGUGAAAUACGCUUGCC
Messenger RNA from Asterias rubens (European starfish), 1571 nucleotides. RefSeq lists its product as uncharacterized. The record is from RefSeq and is a predicted model, not a curated record. The transcript is spliced from 2 exons. Bases 65 to 466 code for a protein of 133 amino acids. Lineage: Eukaryota; Metazoa; Echinodermata; Asteroidea; Forcipulatida; Asteriidae.